Messenger RNA from Rhineura floridana, 2303 nucleotides. Its product is annotated as trichohyalin-like. NCBI's taxonomy places the organism in Eukaryota, Metazoa, Chordata, Lepidosauria, Squamata, Rhineuridae. The record is from RefSeq and is a predicted model, not a curated record. The coding region runs from base 68 to 1852 and encodes 594 amino acids. Gene Ontology annotation, molecular function: transition metal ion binding. The transcript is spliced from 3 exons.
UCCUGUGUCUCUGCAGUUUAUCAACUGUUGCUGUUACUGACCUGGUCCCUGCAGAACUUUCUGGAAGAUGGCUCACCUUCUGGACAGCAUCCAUGACAUCACUGGGGUCUUUUACAAGCAUGCCAAACGUCACGGGGGCAGCGUCACCUUGAGCCAGAGGGAGAUGAAGAGGCUGAUCAAGGAGGAGUUGGCUGAGGUCAUCAAGAACACUUGCGAUCCUCAGACCCUUCAGCUGAUGUUCCAACAGCUGGAACACAACAAGGAAGGCGUGGUCGACUUCAACAGCUACCUGCAUCUCCUCUUCAACACAGCUAAGGCCUGCUUCAGACACCAAGAGGCCAGAGGAUGCUUCCUUCCAUGUGAUGGCAGCAGGAGAAAGGAGGAGAGGAGAGAUUACCUUCGCCGUGAGCCCGUAGUGCAAGUGGAUGAAGGAAACUGCUGUGUAUGUCAGCUUGAGCUGAGAGGUGAUUGCAGGAAAGACUGUCCACCACAUGACCAUCCAGAAAGGGAAGAUGAAUGUGAAGAUCAAUGCCGUGAGUUCGAAUGCCAGGCGAUUGUGGAGAAUUGUGGGCAGUCCAGAGAACAAGAGCUACAAAGGAAUGAAGCCAGCUGUCGAGACCUUCUGCAGAGGGACGACCUUGAGAGAUGUCAUCCGUUAUGUCAGUCUCAGCUCCGGGAAGGAGAUGAAAGGGACCAAUGUUCCAUACGAAGAGGGGAAGACCGGAGGCAAUGUCAGCGUCAAGAGACUGAGGAGGAGAACAUGAGGAGACCAUGGCUGUGUGGAUCAGGAGAAGGGGAGGGGGGAAGGGCACAGCCACGAAGAAGAGACGAUGAACCGAACAAGGAGAGUUUUCAAUCGAAAAGUCUGCAAAGAGAUUGUGAAAGGCGAAGGCCUCAAAUAUGUGAAGCAACACUGAGAGAGGCUAUUCAGAGGAAAGAGGAUUGCUAUGAGGCCCUGGAAAAAGGGUGCAAAAGCAGAAAGUCACAACAAGUGUGUUACAAUGAAUCCGUGGACUGUGAGAAGAGAAGGUCUUGGUCAUGCGAGCAAGCACUGUGGGAUGAGGUUCAGAGAAGUCUAGAACAUUAUGAACAUGAACUCCUGGAAAAUGCGAAUGAUGGGAGGUUUCAAGCUUGCAAACCAGGAGUAUGUGAGGAUGACCAGAGGAAGCAGGGCUUUUAUGAUCCUGGGACCUUCGAAGGAGAUGUUGAAUGGAGAAGGUCUGAAGCUUGCAAACCAGGACUCUGUGAGGAUGUUCAGAAAAAGCAGCAGUACUGUGAUCCUGAGGCCUUUGAAAGGGAUGCUGAGCGGAGGAGGCCUCAAACUUGCAAACCAGGCCUACGUGAGGAUAGUCAGAAACAGCAACAGCAAUGUGAGAUUGGAUCCUUCAAGAAAGGAGCUGGGAGGAGGAGGUCUGCACGACGUCAGCCACAACUCUGUGAGGAUGUUCAGAAGAAGCAGCUGUUUUGUGAUCCUGAGACCUUUGAAAGAGACACUGAACCCAGAAAGUCUGAAGCCUGCAAACCAGAACCAUGUGAGGAUAGGCAGCACCAUCAAUGCUAUGAAGCUGGAGCCUUCAAAAGAGGCAUGGAGCAGAGAAGGUCUCUGCGACAUGAACGAGUUUGCCAAGAGGAUAUUCGAGGGAGACAACAAUGUUUCCAGCCUGAACCUAUGGAGUGUGAUGGUGAGAGAAGGAGGCUGCAAGGGUGUGAAUCAGGAUUAAGAGAAUGUAUUCCGAAGAAACAGCUGUAUUGUGAACCCGGAGCCCUGGACAGGAAGUGUGAAAGGAGAAGGCCUCUGUUGAGGGUGGAGAAAGUGAGAAGGUGGGACCUCAAGUCUGCAAACCUACCCUGAGAGAGGAGAGAUGGGGAAGGCAGAGAUGUCAUGACCCUGAAGCCCUGGGAAGGAGAGCAUGACAGGAGAAGGUCCCCAUUAUACGAUCCUGAAGGAAGAGGAGGCAAGAGGCUGCCUAACUUCCAUGCCAUAGCAAAGUCUCAGUGUUUAUCUCAUGAACCAUACCAGGCUCCAUCAUCUCACACAUUAGAAAGCCAGGCUGAUAGUCUGAAUGAGCGACCCCGCCCCACCCCCAGAAACAAAAGGAUCUGAUCCUGCUCAAUGAAUUGGAUCCUGUGUCUCUAGCAAGCCCAGCACACAGCCAGCGAGACAGACCGAACAGCCAUAAAAUAACAGCCUGUAACCCUACUCAGAUGUCUGACCUUUCUUGAGUGCACAGAUUAGGCUAAACAGAUGCUUCCCCUCACCCCUUUCUUCCUUCUGCUUCCACAUAAGACAAUAAAAAUAGAUU